AUGGGUUAUGAAGACGAUCCGUAUCGUGACGAGGAUGGAGAACCGUUGGUGGACUACGACGAGAUUCAAUCAGAUGACGGAGGACAAUCACCGGAACCACACCAGAAUCGUAUUUUAGACGAAUUAGAAGAUGAUAUUGACAAUUGGGAGAGACAGAGGUCACAAACUCCGGUGUACGAUACGGACAAAGUAGGAAAACCUCGAAAAAGAUUAGUUAAAAAAGGCGGCGAUUCAGGGAAAGAGAGUGGGAGUAGUAAUUAUGUGCCGCCGGAGUUGGUUGAUGACUAUGAGGAGGAUUAUGGAGGGUUCGAGAGGGAAGGAUCGGUUGGAGAUGGGAAGUAUACCAAGAAAUUUGCGAAGGACAAGGAGAGGAAGAAGUUUGGUAGAGGGGAGAAGAAAUUUGGAGGGAAAGGAAGUAGUGGGUCGAAACCGGGGUUGAAAAAAGGAAUAACUACGAAAUUGGUGGCUGGAAAGGAUGAUGGCGAAGUUAAAGAGAUGUGGGAUACUAUUGCUGGUGGAGAUUCUGAGGAUGAUCAAGAAGGUGCUAGGACUAUAGAUGAUGACAACUUCAUAGAUGACAGUGGUGUAGAUCCUGCUGAUCGGUAUGACGCUGAACAUGAACCACACUCUCCUACUGAUGCUCCUCAGGCAGAGGAAGGUGAAGAGGAUGAGGAAAUCAAGGACCUCUUCAAGAUGGGUAAGAAAAGGAAGAAGAAUGAGAAAAGUCCUGCAGAAAUUGCAUUAUUAGUCGAGAAUGUCAUGGCUGAGCUUGAGGUCACUGCUGAAGAAGAUGCAGACCUCAACAGGCAGGGGAAACCUGCUGUUAAUAAACUCAAGAAGUUGCCGCUUCUUACUGAGGUUCUCUCAAAGAAGCAGCUCCAACAGGAGUUCAUAGAUCAUGGAGUACUAACGUUAUUAAAAAAUUGGCUAGAACCCCUUCCAGAUGGAAGUUUACCCAAUAUAAAUAUCCGUGCUGCAAUUUUGAGGAUUUUGACUGAUUUUCCAAUUGAUCUGGAGCAGUAUGAUAGAAGAGAACAAUUGAAGAAAAGCGGUCUUGGAAAGGUUAUUAUGUUUUUAUCAAAAUCUGAUGAGGAAACCACAUCCAACAGAAAACUUGCUAAGGAUUUGGUUGAUAAAUGGAGUCGGCCAAUAUUUAAUAAGAGCACAAGGUUUGAGGACAUGAGAAAUGUUGACGAUGAUCGGGCUUUCAGAAGGCCAACGGUUAGAAGGCCUGCAAAUAAUUCUGCUGGAAUGGAAUCUAGAGAUGGAGAUCUUGACUUGGAUAUUUCACUGGAACGGAGGUCUAGUCAAUCAUCAGACAGACAACAUGCAUCCAGGCCAGAAGCGACCCCAUUGGAUUUUGUGGUGCGUCCCCAAUCUAAGGUUGAUCCGGAAGAAGUUAGGGCCCGUGCUAAACAAGUGGUUCAAGAUCAGCGUCGUCUAAAGAUGAAUAAAAAGUUACAGCAGUUAAAGGGACCGAAAAAGAAGCAAUUGCAAGCUACAAAGCUUAGUGUGGAAGGUCGCGGAAUGGUCAAAUACUUGUGA
Molecule: messenger RNA, 1545 nt
Organism: Dovyalis caffra
Lineage: Eukaryota; Viridiplantae; Streptophyta; Magnoliopsida; Malpighiales; Salicaceae
Source: the annotation of a GenBank genome assembly